AAAAAGAUAUAUUUACCGAUUUAUCUAAUACUUUCUUAGAUGAAGUUGGAUUUUCCCAUUUCAAAGUAGACCCACAUUAAUUCAUCCUUUUUUACGUUUUUUUUGGGAGUUUGAGAGGAAUCUUUGUAGUUGGUAUAAAACUAUAAACUAUAGUUUAUCUUAAGUUAGUGUCGUGUUUGGUAUGCUCCUUCCUAUUCUGUUCUCUCUCUUUUGUUCGUGCACAAACACUACCCAGCAAACUCAAUCAAGAAACAUAGAAGAUUGUAUUGUUAUGCAAAGUUCAAUUUGAUUUGUUCGUAGUUUUGAACUUAGAUUGUAUUAGAAGAAUUGCAAGAAAACUAGUGUAUAUCUCAAAGUCUAACUAUUACAAAUGGCUGAAGAAGAGGAGAAGAAAACUCUUAUUGAAAUACUAGAGGAGAAUAACCCAAUUGAUAUAGUUAAGUACAUAAAUUUUGUGCGUGCACCUGAAUGUGGUGCAAUAGCAACUUUCUCUGGCACAACGCGUGAUACAUUUGAUGGCAAAGCCGUUGUAGAGCUGAGGUACGAGGCGUAUGUACCAAUGGCAAUACGGUGUAUUAAGGCCAUAUGUACUUCAGCUCGAGAGAUGUGGAGUCUUAAUUUGAUUGCUGUGGCUCACUGUCUUGGUCCUGUAUCUGUUGGUGAGACUAGUAUAUUUAUAGCCACGUCGUCUGUUCAUAGGGAUGAUGCAUUGGAUGCUUGUAAGUAUUUGAUUGAUGAACUUAAGGCGUCUGUGCCAAUUUGGAAGAAGGAAGUUUAUGCCAAUGGAGAGGUUUGGAAGGAGAACUCGGAGUUUAUUGAGAGGAGAUCGGAGUUGUGGAAGGAGGGUCGCGUGGUGGGUUCUUGCCAAAGGAAAGUUAAGGAGGAGGUAGAUGAUCACAAGAAGAAGGCUUGUUGUGGUGCCAAGGUUAGGGUGGAUGAUGAAAGAGAAAACAAGACAAAUAGUGAUAAUACAGGAAUAGAUCAGUAGAGUUGUGUAACUUGGAAGUUGUUUUCUUGAACCAAUUUAAUCAAUAAGUUUGUUUUGCUUA
Molecule: messenger RNA, 1049 nt
Organism: Chenopodium quinoa (quinoa)
Lineage: Eukaryota; Viridiplantae; Streptophyta; Magnoliopsida; Caryophyllales; Amaranthaceae
Product: molybdopterin synthase catalytic subunit-like
Biological process (GO): Mo-molybdopterin cofactor biosynthetic process
Cellular component (GO): cytosol
Molecular function (GO): molybdopterin synthase activity
Source: RefSeq, a predicted model, not a curated record